Messenger RNA from Ramularia collo-cygni, 2010 nucleotides. Its product is annotated as related to NCA2 protein. The record is from RefSeq and is a predicted model, not a curated record. NCBI's taxonomy places the organism in Eukaryota, Fungi, Ascomycota, Dothideomycetes, Mycosphaerellales, Mycosphaerellaceae. The transcript has a single exon. Bases 1 to 2010 code for a protein of 669 amino acids. Gene Ontology annotation, cellular component: mitochondrial outer membrane.
AUGAGCUUCGUGGUCGAUCUGACGCGGCGGAUAGACGCUCAGCUGGACAGACUUCAGCUCGGAGCCAUAUCCUCCCCCAGCUCUCCGACGCUCGAGCGCGCCGCGAUUAAUCUCCCACACGACCAGGAUAUCAAACCGCCUGCGAGAUUACUUGCGCUCCAAGGCGCAAUACGAGGAUUGUCUCCGAGCAGCUCACACAGUAAAUCCUUGCUCAAGCCAUCGCAAAUUCAGAGCUUGCUGUCAACACUCUCUGACCGACCGGAAGCUUCAGCAGCUGUAGAAGUCGACGGAUCGAGCGAGAAGGACGAAUUUGAGACGGAAUUGGAAUGGCUGCUUGUAUCGAAAGCGACCACUCAAGUCUAUGGGCACGUCCUCCAUAACAUCCUAGACGAGGCUGUGGCUCUCUCCGAUGACCUGUGGUACUGGGACGAAGUUUUGGGGACUCAAAGACGCACGGCACUGUACAGUUUGCAGACAUCUCCGCUACGAUUUUGGAAUUGGUCCAAUGUGGUAUGGGCGGAUGUCAAGGCACGAGGUGGGAACUUCAGCAUAAAAGGGGCCAGCCAUGAUGCAUCAGAUAGUAUCACAGAGCGGUGGAAGCAGUUCUAUGGGCUCGUAAGGCAGGUUGUACGGGAAAAGAGCGUGAGGGAAGUCCACAAACAGAUACUGAGCCCGGUGACCAGGAUUCGCAGCGAGGUCGGGCAGAAGCAGGCGACAUUGAAGAAAAUCCGGCUUCGGAAUGCCAAUGCACUUGGAGUCCUGCUGGGUGAGGGUUUGGCCAAUGAGAGUGCACACGGCGAUGGCCUCGCAACACCGAGCACGCAGGAUGUUCAGCAAAAGUGGAAGACGUCAGUGGCUAGAAACGUCGCGUUGAUGGAGGCAGUGUUGGCAAAGAUUAACGAUCUAGAGACUCCGUUGGACAAAUUUGACAGCGUGAUUGCCGAGUUGACGGACGACGACCCGUUGUACUCGAUGGACAUGGAGGGCGUGGCACUACCACCGCAGGAUGUUGCCGAGCGCCUUUCAAGAGUUCUAGUCCUGGGUCUUGGUCAGUACGCGGCCGCUACGAAGAACAUCAAGCAAGAGCACGGCAAGCCAUCACGAAUCAUACGCUGGUGGCCCGCCAUUACUGUUGGUAUACUCUCUUCUAGCACCAUUUUGAGGAUUCUGGUCAACCGCCAGGCCGAGAUCGUGCAAUGGAUACAAGACUUGGGUACCACGGUUGUUGACUUUUGGCACAACUGGGUGGUAGAACCGACACGGAAACUCAUUGGGACGAUCCGACAUGACGAGGGCASUGAGAUCAGUAUCAUGUCGAAGCGCUCUCUCGAGGGCGAUCGAGAAAGCCUGGAACGCAUGGUAGUCGAUUUCGCUGUGGACAAUCCUGCCAACAUCACCGGAUCCGGCGCAAGUCUCACCGAGACCGAUAUUGCCGCUCUCCGCUCCAAAAUUAGAGAAGGCGAUCUCACGCCAGUUCUCAAAGCCUACGAGAAGGAUCUCACAUCACCAUUGAUGGGUGCUGUUCGCGGCAACUUGAUACGUGCCCUGCUGAUCCAGAUCCAAAAGACCAAGGUGGACGUCGAGGUCGCUAUCGGCGGUAUCGACUCCCUGCUGAAGUCCCAAGAGCUGUUGAUAGGAUUCAUUAGUCUCACGCCGGGGCUUUUGGUGGCCUACGGUCUGAACCGCUACAUCAGAUCAAGUCUCUUGCAGAAGAGAGGUUUCAAGGCCGCGCAAAAGCAAGGCAUGAUGCUUCGUCAGCUGCGCAACAUUGAUCGUAUUCUAACAGGAAGCACGCCAACCGAAUACGGCGAGUUGCUCUACAAGGACCAAGGUCUGUUGCUGUGCGAGGUUCAUGUGCUGCGGCAGGCGGCGCAACAGAGCAUGCCUACCCAAAUCUACAAGGAGUUCAGCGAAGAGGCGGAGGAGUUGACGGACGUAAGAAUGGGAAUCGAGAGGCAGACGAAAGUUGCUCAUCGCAUUCGAUGGGCGUAUGCGAGAUGGUUGACAUAA